CUUAAAAGUAGCCCACGCUCUGUAACACUACACAUACUAACAAGGCCACCACUCACCACAGCACUUCUCUUCUCUUCUCUUGUCAUAGCUUGUACGAGGAAGAAGGAGAUCGAUGGAGGGGGAAAAAAGAGCGGCUGCUGUUGCCGCCAUGUGCAUGCUCCUCCUCCUCACGCUGGCAAAGCCAUCCCACCAGCAGCUAUCCGAUGCCGUCUGCGAGUGCUACCGGCAGUGCUACGCCGGGUGCAAGGCCAUCACCUUGCCGCGAGUCUGCAAGGUCGAGUGCGCCGGUGGCUGCGGUGGAGCUAACGGCAACAACAAGGUUGGAUCCUGCAUGAUCGCCUGCGGCAUGGACCCCGUUUGCGGCCUGUCAACGGCCGCCAUCGAUCGAGCUGGCGCUGUGGCUUGUAACAAUGAGUGCGAAAAGAGGUGGGGUGGCCAUGGUCACGCCAACUAACAAAGAUUUGAAGGGCUUGUUCAUCUUUAAAUAAGUAAUAAAGAUUGGAAGAGCAGGUCGAUCAUGGUAUGUUAUGAACAUAUUAUGUCAACCACU
Messenger RNA from Hordeum vulgare subsp. vulgare (domesticated barley), 550 nucleotides. RefSeq lists its product as uncharacterized. Lineage: Eukaryota; Viridiplantae; Streptophyta; Magnoliopsida; Poales; Poaceae. The transcript is spliced from 2 exons. The record is from RefSeq and is a predicted model, not a curated record. The coding region runs from base 113 to 454 and encodes 113 amino acids.